Molecule: messenger RNA, 1003 nt
Organism: Pseudo-nitzschia multistriata
Lineage: Eukaryota; Bacillariophyta; Bacillariophyceae; Bacillariales; Bacillariaceae
Source: the annotation of a GenBank genome assembly
CUCUACAAGAUUGUUUAAAAACGGCAAGACAAAGAUUUUUUUCUUCAUAUCGUUUCCAAACUUAUGCCGUUCGUCCAGAAUCGUCACACGUUCUUGGUGGUGUCAAUGGAGCAAGGAAGCGAGAAGUCUCCAUUUCUCGAAUACAUUUUGGCGUCACUUCAGAUCCAAAGCAAUCUUUUCAUAAUUUUGGUUUCAACCUAUCCACAGUCUAAAACUACGCCAUGUUCAUUUCUUCUUCUAAAGCUCUCAAGGCGCUUCUCGCCGUUGCGUCCGUUCUUGCUUUCUCUUCCUCAUCGAACGCGGAGGAAACCCCCAGCAGGAAAUUGAAGAAAGGCAAAAAACCAAAGAGCAAGACAAUUGCCUUUGAUUCCGUGCGAACCAUGAGGCAGGAUACCAUCGCUGUCGGUAACGAGCACAGGACUAUUAGUUUGACCGAUCCUACUGCUGGCACACCUUCAAUGAUUGGUGCUACUGCUGUCAUGCACUACUUUCUUUUCGAACCAAACACCAUCACCGAGGCCAAUGUCGCCAGCAAAAUGUCUGACAAAAGCAGCAGCGUGGGCUAUUCUUCGGUUGUCUGUACGAUCACACUUGCCAACCAAGGUACUUUCAACCCAGAACGAGGUACUUGUACGCUAUCGUUCGAAUUCCAGUACGAGGGGGUCGACUCAUCCCUCGUUGGGAUUUAUUCCGGCGAUAUCCUGCAGCAAACAAAAGCUGGACACGAGGGUGUCAUCGUAGGUGGAACCGGAAAGUUGCACAAAAUCAAAGGAGGACACGUCAAAUACGAUAGAACGGUCUUUGACGCGGUGGGAGACGACGUAUUUGUUCUUGAAAAAAUGGAACUGCACCCCAAGAAGUAAGUUUUGUCUGGAAGUAUGAUGCACGAAAAUGUUUUAUCCGAAACUGCAUGGAUCCGAUCCGAUAAUGUCAUGGAAACACAGAAAAAAAUGAGGAGAUUCCGUCCGUUCUAUAUCAGUGAAAUUAAAGUAUUUAAAGUAAU